CGCGCGGGCGGGAAGGGACGGCGUCGCGCGGCCAGGCGUGGGCGAGGGCGUGGGCGCGAGCGGAGGUCGAAUCCCUGGCGGGCGCCCAGCGAUUGGGCGUCGCUAUUGCUCGCCGAGCGGAAUGGAGGGGACGGCCGUGGCCGUCUGCGAGAAACUGCGGGAAAAUCUGAACAGAGGGAGCACAAUACUGAAAUAUUUAAUUAUUCACUGGAGGUGUGAAACAGCAAGAAUAUCAAAGGGAGCAUUGCUAGAAGGAGAGCUAGUGAUUUCCAUAGAAGCAUUAAAUUCUAAGCACCAGGCAAAUACUCUUCAUUGUGUAACAACUAUUGCUUCUGCAGGAAGCAUUUUUGGCGGUUUGGUCCUCAAGAAGUUCCUAAAAGGAAUACAGUCUAUACUGCCUGGACUCUCUGCAGAGCUGAACUGGACUUCAGAGGAAGCCAGCUAUUCUCAGGACGUGUCAGGGGUAACACCCUUCCAGAUGAUUUUUGAGAUUAGAUUUAAUUUUAGUGUAAAGGUGAAUGGAAUCCUCUCCAUGGAGAUCUUUGGGGCAGAGAAUGAACCUACUUUGAACCUGUCAAAUGGAAUUGCUCUUGUCGUAAACUAUCAGCAUUAUGUGAGUACACCAAAAUUUGGUACAACUGAAUUACUCUGCAGCAGAAUCCAUCCUGUGCUAGGAUAUCCAGUAAUGCUCUUCAUCCCUGAUGAUGUGGCUAAAAUGGGCUUGUUGGGGGAGCUGAUACUGACUCCAGCUGCUGCUCUCUGUCCUUGCCCAAAGGUCUUUUCCAACCAGCUGAAUAGGAUUUCUUCAGCUUCCAUAUUUCUAUAUGGACCUUCAGGUCUGCCUCUGAUAUUGCCAAAUCCGGAGCAGCCAGCUUCUACUAUCUUCAAAGAUACCUCUUAUUUCAUUAACUGGAAGAAAUACCACUUGUGUAUGGUGCCCAAUUUGGAUUUCAAUUUAGAUAGAGAUUUGGUGCUUCCAGAUGUGAGUUAUCAGGUGGAAUCCAGUGAGGGGGAUCAGACUCAGAAUAUGGACCCCCAGGGACAAACUCUGCUGCUUUUUCUCUUCGUGGACUUCCACAGCGGAUUUCCAGUCCAGAAAAUGGAACUCUGGGGAGUCCACACUUUGCUCACAACUCAUCUCGGUGCCAUUCUCACGGAGAGCCACAGUGUGGUGCAAGAUUCCAUCCAGGUCGCUGUGGACCAGGCCUUGGAGCAGCAUCACCAGGCUGUCAAGGCUCAUCAGAAACUACAGGCCUCACUCUCAGUGGCUGUGAAUUCCAUCAUGAGUAUCAUGACUGGAAGCACAAGCAGCAGCUUCCGAAAGACAUGCCUCCAGACGCUUCAAGCAGCUGACACACAGGAAUUUGGGACCAAGCUGCAUAAAUCAUUUCAUGAGAUCACCCAGAACCGAUUUCUUCACCACUGCUCACGUGAGGUGAAGCAGCUGCUCCCAGAGAAAAACAAUGCAGAGCAGAGCACAGAGGAUGCACAUGAGAACAGCAGCCUGGAGCUCCUUGCAGGGACCAGCGGGCAAGUAGAAAACAAGAGUCUCAAAAGAGGCAGCCUUUGCCAAGGAGUGGGGGAGACGCGGGCUUUCCGCUCCCCUCGGGCCCUGAACCCGUCAGAGGCCGCCUUGGGCCGCGCGGAACCCACCGCGGCUCCCCUGACCCCUAGCAGAAACAGGACGGGCCCCAGGAGCGGCCUGGAGGACGCGCUGUGGCUCCAGGAAAUCUCCAAUCUGUCAGAGUGGCUGAGUCCCGGCUCUGCGUCCUGAACCGGGCCCCCUCCCGCCGCCUCCACGUCGGCCCCGCCGCUGCCGGGGCCGCGUGUUGUCUGUAGUUCAAUAAACC
Molecule: messenger RNA, 1850 nt
Organism: Balaenoptera musculus (blue whale)
Lineage: Eukaryota; Metazoa; Chordata; Mammalia; Artiodactyla; Balaenopteridae
Gene: TOP6BL
Product: chromosome 8 C11orf80 homolog
Exons: 16
Coding region: 122-1774 (550 amino acids)
Biological process (GO): reciprocal meiotic recombination; meiotic DNA double-strand break formation
Source: RefSeq, a predicted model, not a curated record